Messenger RNA from Leucoraja erinaceus (little skate), 986 nucleotides. Its product is annotated as hydra actinoporin-like toxin 7. Gene Ontology annotation, molecular function: channel activity. Gene Ontology annotation, biological process: monoatomic cation transport; cytolysis in another organism; pore complex assembly. Lineage: Eukaryota; Metazoa; Chordata; Chondrichthyes; Rajiformes; Rajidae. Gene Ontology annotation, cellular component: pore complex. The transcript is spliced from 3 exons. Bases 177 to 689 code for a protein of 170 amino acids. The record is from RefSeq and is a predicted model, not a curated record.
ACACAAGGGCGUUUCCCUGUUCCCAAUUUAUUCCCACUGCCCUCAGUCAUUUCCCAUCUAAGAAUCAAACAGCAAGCAGUUUCUGUGAAACAAACAUUGACCAGAACCAGGUCCAAACGAAAAAUUGUGUCUCGCUGGAAAGCACCAUUACCUGUGCUUUUCCAGAUUUUUACAAGAUGUCAACAUCCGUUGAUGAAGUGUUGCAAAACAUUGACACCAACAGAUGUGUAGGAGUUGAAAUCCACAACAAGAGUAUGCGCUACAUUUUAACUGAACCUGUGACCUACAGUUACAGUGGCCGAGUGAGCAAUCCACCACCCCCCACCAUUGGCCAGGGAGAGAAAGGAGUGUGUGUGUUCAUCAAGACUCCCUACACAGCAUGCGGUACUGUCGGGGUGCUGACCUACAAGUUCGGCAACACUCAGAUCUCGCUGCUUGUUUCCAACCCGUAUGACUACGCCAAGUACAGCAUCGAGUAUGCUCUGUAUGUCCCCGACCGCUUCGUUGCAACUGACGAAAACUUAUACAACCAGAUGUACACCGAGCUACCGGAGUCACCUUCCUUCACCAAGACAGCGCUGGGCAAGGGAAACGCAGCACUGACCAUCACGAAAGGGGGCAUAUUUGUUUCAGCCACCAUGUCUAAUGAGAAGAAAGCUAUUCUCAAAAUAGAUUUCAGAGAUGCUUAACUCUCUGCAAAAGCUCUGGCAGUUGGUAUUGGAUACAAAUCUCUCCACGUUUUAAUAUGAUCACUAACAGUUUUUACCAUUGUUUGUUAUCUUCUUACUCUAAUGUUGGACUCUGAUCCCUCUGUAUGACCACUGCUGGUAAUUCAUUCUAUUGUCUGGUGAUUCUUUGCUUGAAAAAUAAAUAGUUUAACUUCUUCUGUUCAGUGGGAGAUUUUAAAGUUCACUGUUGGUAAUUUGGCAGAUUUUUUCUAAUUGUAAUCACAUUUCUAAAGUUAAUAAAACUAUAAUCUAUCAUCA